Messenger RNA from Condylostylus longicornis, 1386 nucleotides. It is a transcript of the gene Nup50, whose product is annotated as nuclear pore complex protein Nup50. The record is from RefSeq and is a predicted model, not a curated record. The transcript is spliced from 2 exons. The coding region runs from base 153 to 1340 and encodes 395 amino acids. Gene Ontology annotation, cellular component: nuclear pore. NCBI's taxonomy places the organism in Eukaryota, Metazoa, Arthropoda, Insecta, Diptera, Dolichopodidae. Gene Ontology annotation, biological process: protein import into nucleus.
AACAUGCAACAGCUAUUAUUACAGCUAUCAUUGUAAUAUUUGUAAUUUAAUUCUUUUAACUUAUUAAGUUUGACUGCACAAAUUUAAAAAAAAACCAUAUCAUUAAAUAUUACAAAUAACCUCAAAAGGAAGUAAUUUAAAUUGAUAUCGUCAUGUCCGAAAAGCGUUCACUCGAUCCAGAUCUUAAUUGUGAUGACUCCGAAGAGAUUGGUGCUCAAUUCAAAACUGCUCCAGCUGAUGAAUUACAGAGUCGUGUAAUUAAAAAGGCGCGUCGAAAAAUUUCUGCUUCCUCUGAGGUGGAUGGGAAUAAGACUGUUUUUAGUGGAUUUACAGGUUUUAAAAAAUUUACAAACUCGCCUAUUGCUUCGACUGCUUCACCGUUUUCAUUUUUGAACAAAAUAAGCUCAACCACUUCAACCGCCCCUACUAUGAUCAAAAAUGGAUCUCAUAAACCAAAAGUAGACUAUUCAAGACUUGAACGACUUAAUCAAGAUUUAAUAGACUGGAUAAAAAAAAAUAUUGAAGAAAAUCCAAUUUGUAUUUUAACGCCCAUGUUUAAAGAUUACGAAAAUUAUGUCAAAGAAAUUAUGGAGAGUGAUGAUAAUGCUUCAAAAGGAAAUGAUCAAGAAAAUUUAACUAACGUCACAUCAACAUCAUCGAAUGGUUCUGAGUCAAAACCCUUUUCUUUUGGUUCCAAUCUUCCCAAAGUAUCAGUGAAUGAUACUGAAACACCAUCUUCUCCAGGGGUUUUUGCUGCUAAUUUGAAAGGAACAAACUCUACAUCUAUUUUUGGAAGUUCUGGAGGAUUUCAAUUUGGUAAAUCUAAUGCUGUCGGAAGCACAACUACUUCUCCUUCUAGCGGAUUUAGCUUUACAAAUUCUAAACCAUUUACUUUUGGUGGAAGCGUGUCUAAUCAGAAUAAUGCACUUGACGGAAAUAAAGUUGCUGAGGUAGAAAAUGAAGAAGACGAGGAACCACCAAAAAACGAUUUUAAAGCAGUGGUAGAAGAGGAUAGUGUAUAUUCAAAACGAUGUAAAGUUUUUGUUAAGCAUGAUGGCAAUUUUGCAGACCGAGGUGUAGGAACACUCUAUCUAAAACCAAUUAAAGAUCAAGAAAAAACGCAGUUGAUUGUCAGAGCCGAUACAAAUUUAGGCAAUAUUUUAUUAAAUUUUAUUUUAAGUGAAGGUUUACCAACCCAACGUAUGGGUAAAAAUAAUGUGAUGGUAGUAUGCGUUCCAACACCUGAAUGCGAACAAAAACCUACAUCCGUCUUACUUAGAGUUAAAACUUCCCAAGAAGCAGAUGAGCUCUUAGAAACGAUUAAUAAAUACAAAAAGUAAUGUAUUAAUUAGAUAAUAAAUAUGACUGUUGAUUAAAUUCAAUUUA